Molecule: messenger RNA, 4653 nt
Organism: Lynx canadensis (Canada lynx)
Lineage: Eukaryota; Metazoa; Chordata; Mammalia; Carnivora; Felidae
Gene: TMCC3
Product: transmembrane and coiled-coil domain family 3
Exons: 4
Coding region: 403-1743 (446 amino acids)
Cellular component (GO): endomembrane system
Source: RefSeq, a predicted model, not a curated record
CCGUCCCGGAGUUCCCAGCCGUGCCGAGCGGGCGCCCUCUCCAUUGUUUGCAGUGUAAUUUGCUGUUGCUGAUUUUGGCUGUGGGCGAAAAUAGCUCUCAGAGCAAGCAGCAGAGACGAGCCCUGUAGUGCUUCGAGAUGAAGACGGAGGCCGCAGCCUGAGUGCCGGUCCCUCCCGGGAGCGGACGCCCCCGUGGGCUCGGGAAGGUGGGGGGGACCUUGGCUCUCCCGGGCAGUUCGGCCCUCGGCGUGCCGUCCUCCCCUUGAGAAACCGCAGGUCCUCCACCCUGGCACUUGUUCUGGCGGAGGAACCUGGAGUUGUGCUUUGCUAACUACUCGUUCGAGAUCGCAGCAUUUGAGUGUCAGCCUCCCUGUAUGAAGUCCACAGGUAGAGCGACAUGACAUGAACACCCUAAGCCUGCCCCUGAACAUUCGCCGAGGGGGGUCCGACACCAACCUCAACUUUGACGUACCGGAUGGCAUCCUGGACUUCCACAAGGUCAAACUCAGUGCGGACAGCCUGAAACAAAAAAUUCUGAAGGUGACAGAGCAGAUCAAAAUCGAGCAGACGUCCCGCGACGGCAAUGUUGCAGAGUAUCUGAAACUAGUCAACAGCGCAGACAAGCAGCAGGCGGGCCGCAUCAAGCAAGUCUUUGAGAAGAAGAAUCAGAAGUCCGCUCACUCUAUUGCCCAGCUUCAGAAGAAGUUAGAACAGUAUCAUAGAAAGCUCAGGGAGAUCGAGCAGAAUGGAGCCUCCAGAAGCGCAAAGGACAUUGCCAAAGACAACCUGAAGGACGUGCCGCACUCCCUGAAAGAUGCCCACGCAAAGUCUCGAACUGCUCCCCACGGCACGGAGUGCGGUAAAUCGGGCAUGCCGGGCGUGUCCCUCACCCCGCCCGUGUUCGUCUUCAAUAAGUCCAGGGAGUUUGCCAACCUGAUCCGGAAUAAGUUUGGCAGCGCCGAUAACAUUGCUCACUUAAAAAAUUCCCUGGAGGAAUUUAGGCCUGAAGGGAGUCCGCGGGCCUAUGGGGGCAGCGCCACCAUUGUGAACAAACCCAAGUACGGCAGCGAUGACGAGUGUUCGAGUGGCACGUCGGGCUCCGCCGACAGUAACGGGAACCAGUCCUUCGGGGCCAGCGGAGCCGGCACGCUGGACAGCCAGGGCAAGCUCACCAUGAUCCUGGAGGAGCUGAGGGAGAUCAAGGACACCCAGGCACAGCUGGCCGAGGACAUCGAGGCGCUGAAGGUGCAGUUUAAGAGAGAAUACGGUUUUAUUUCUCAGACGCUGCAAGAGGAAAGAUACAGGUACGAGCGACUGGAAGACCAGCUGCACGACCUGACGGAUCUGCAUCAGCACGAGACAGCCAACCUGAAGCAGGAGCUGGCCAGCAUCGAGGAGAAGGUGGCCUACCAGGCCUAUGAGCGCUCACGGGACAUCCAGGAAGCCUUGGAAUCCUGCCAGACUCGCAUUUCUAAGCUGGAGCUCCACCAGCAAGAGCAGCAAGUCCUGCAGACAGACACCGUGAAUGCCAAAGUGCUCCUGGGGAGGUGCAUAAACGUGAUCCUGGCCUUCAUGACUGUCAUCCUAGUGUGUGUGUCUACCAUUGCCAAGUUUGUCUCGCCCAUGAUGAAGAGCCGCUUCCACAUUCUCGGCACUUUCUUCGCCGUGACUCUUCUUGCGAUAUUUUGUAAAAACUGGGACCAUAUUCUGUGUGCCAUAGAAAGGAUCAUAAUACCCAGAUGAAGCCGCGGGUUCCUGUCUUCAGGUUCUUUCAGAUUUAUGUUUUAAAGAAAACUGUGCAUCCUACCAAAUUUUCAAAUGAACGGGGUUGUGCUGACUAGAGGUGACCAGGCCUGGGCUGUGCGUUGUAAAUAACUACAGUUCCCUUCACACGGUAGUACUUGCCGGCUCAGUCCCCAUCCUUAGCGAAUGUGAAUCUGUUUCAGAGCUCUCCCCACGUCGCUCACUGCCUUAAUCACACCAGAUCUUCUGCCCACCUGACUAGCCCAGCAUGGCCAGCCUCUGGUUAUUGAGCAUUUGACAUAAUUAAUGAUCCAGAAGAAAAGGGAUUUUAAGUCUCUGUCUCUCUCUUAAGUCUCUAUCACAGUCGAGCUUCACUGUUGCUUGUGGUUGCAUUUUUUCCCUGAGUCGUUAGCAGCAAGGAUGUAGCAGGACUUGGGGAGGGGAAGUACACGCAUUGGCCAUGGUGAACCCUCGUGGCCUUUGAAAGUACAGAAAAUCCUGUGUCAUCCAGUCCACUUGUCCAGAGGACCCUAGGCCCCACCUGUUCCCAGUGUCCAUAGCGGUCAGUCGUGCGUGACUCACAAGUGACACGGAAAUCUUACGACACGCCUGUUGAUCCAUCAGACGUCUAACUUAGAUGUUUUGUCUUGCACUUUAAAUGGUAAGAUGCGAAGAUUUAUGAGUGGGGCUUUCACCUUCUAACAUCCAGGGAGCCACACAUUGAUUUUAUCUGAAGUGGCCGUUGAAUGCCUUGCCUUCAAGCAUGUAGAAAUUCUUCCAAAUCCCACAUCAAGCCACGGCUUGAACAUCAGGGUCCAGUAAGCACUACUCUGGAGGUUUGUAUUUCAGCACAUCUUAAUGGUGAUAGACCCCCUGUGAGGAUGUGAUUCACUCUAUUCCCUGGCUUGCGAGGGAUCGCAAAUCUCACUCCACAAAUGAAAACAAAUGAUGCUCGUGUCGUAGGGUUUUUGUUUUUCUUUACGACAACAGAAUUGUACUUUUAUAAAGCGAAAGUGCACUGAGGUAGGCGCUCUGGAAGCAGGAGGGAAAUAGGAUGUGUGGUCUAAUGGGGUGGCAGUCGGAUCAGGGGGAGCAGUCGACCUGGAUGGAAACUGAGAAGGUCCUCUUGUGACCCUGUGAGACCAGCCGGAAUCACAUAGAUUGAUCCAGUGUCCAAGCGAAGGCUGUCUGUCACCUCUCGGGAUCUUCCUGGAGACAAGGGCCCAGGUAAUAGAGGGGCCGCGCUUCUUCCCCUGAGGUGAAAGCAUUCAGAAGUUAACAUCCUCAACCUGUUUGAGGGAUUCUGCUCACUACUUUCAGCCCAGAUGAUACUCCCCUUUAAAUCUCUUUCUCUCUGUACCUACUGAAAAUGAAGUUAGAAGAUUUUAAUGGAAACGGCUGUUCAGUCCUGCCUCCUGCCAUCCGCUCUGUUCUCUGAAGGCGUAAAGAUGUAUGUUAGUGUACAUUUUCUUCCAGAAAACAUCAAAUAGCCUGGAUUUAAAUUAAGUGCAAUAUUUUGCGAACAGCUGCUCUUGGGGAAAUCUCCUGGAAAAAAAAAAAAAAUGUGACAGUGCGCCAUGGUUUGAGAGAGUGGAACAGUCGAGCAUUUGGUACAAGUCCAGCGUGUGUGAGACUUAGACAACUCAAGCUUUCUUCUUUUAACUUGACAGUUCAGUGGUUUUAGUAAAUUCACAAACUUCUUCAACUGUCCCCACUAUCUAAUUCUGGACUCAAGCUUCUUAAAAACAGUAACGAUCAUUUCAUGAAAUCUUUGGCUGUUAAGCAUCUUGGAUUCAGGGAAGACGGAGUCAGCAGCCCUACCCCCAUCUCAUGGCCGUGUCCCCUUCCACCAUCAGACUCGCCCUUGUUCUGCCAAGUUGGCUGUAAAUACACUGUGAUCCAUCAAACCCAGGGGACAGAAAAGAGUUCCAGAUCCAGGAUUGGGAGGGAGAAAGAACGGUGUGCUUUCUUUCGCUUCUGUAUUUUAAUGGCCAGCAUUCUCCUUCACCUGUGGGCGUCAGUCUCCAUUCGGCUGAGGGCUGGAUGCAGCUUCCACCCCUGGGUCCUGGUGGGCGCCUCUCAGUUUCUGCGCAUCUUUCUGAGGCACUUUGCAUAUGCCAGAGGUUGUGGCGGAUGUAGAUACUGCUGUUAUUUUUUAGAGAGAGGGAGGGAGAUUUCUAGCCCUUUGAGGUUAAGGGUUGCAGGGGAGGACCCAGGACGUGGGCCUGCUUCACUGGCCACCACGCUCCACUCGACAUUCGCUUUGACGCUUCCCAGACCUGCAUCCGCGUGUCUCCUCUCCGCUGCAGAAGUAGGGGAGGAAAUGGAAAGCCACACACUCCACCCCCUCCAGUCUGGAGCUGUUAACAGAAGCGGCUAGAAACUGGCUCUGCUCUGAAAUCUUGGGUCUAAACCAUCCCAUUUGAUCAUGCCUUCUUUUGCACAGAAUCUGUCCACCAGUUCUCGUUAGACGUCAGAUAACUUUGUUUUCACUUGGGUGUGCUCAACCUACGUGGCAUGCUUAUUUUAGAGUCUUGUUGAAAGUUCAUGAAGCUUUUUAAUAAGUUGAUACACUCCAAGGAGACCUUUACCCUCUGUGGUUUACUGUUCUCUUAAGGAAUAAACCCUCCCAUUGUAUUUCCUUUCCCGCACAAGGGUAAGAUUAAAUAAAAUUUUAUAUGUUAUUCAAUUAAAAAUAGUGAUCCAACUGGGAUAUAUCAUGGAAUUGGUUAUUUAAUUUACAUUUAAGUCCGCUAAUCCCUUUCCCCACCUUUCAUUCGUAGUAAAGAUGAAGCCAGUCAUGGGAUGGUCAGGCACCUGCUCACUCAGCAAACUUAGUGCUUUAAGAUACUGGACGUUGCAGGGGCAUCUGGGUGGCUCAGUCGGUUAAGUGCCGACUUCAGUUCAGGU